Mizuhopecten yessoensis (Yesso scallop) is the source of this 791-nucleotide messenger RNA. RefSeq lists its product as uncharacterized. The coding region runs from base 37 to 423 and encodes 128 amino acids. The transcript has 2 exons. Lineage: Eukaryota; Metazoa; Mollusca; Bivalvia; Pectinida; Pectinidae. The record is from RefSeq and is a predicted model, not a curated record.
GCAUUCUGGAGGUGCAAUGGCCAAUCUGGAGAGGCUAUGAAGUAUGGCGGUCCUAGUGACGUAAGCGGGUGUGACGUAGGCCCUCUGUCCGGUGUGUGCGAUGCAACAACUCCGAAAGGAAGUCCCGCGCUGGUGGCGUUCUUGUCGGGAGAUCAAGCUAUACAAUGGAGCAGACAGAAAGCUCACACAAGGAAAAACGCAGUUUUAAAGUCAUCGACUGAUUUCUUCGGGUCGCAAGCGGAAACCUGCCUGGAUUACUUUGAGAAGGACUGGAGUGAAGAGCUAUUCAUAGAGGGCGCUUUAGCAGCAGUCAGUACAGGAGCACUGCGAAACUUUGCUGCUGGUCUCCAGGAACCGCAGGGGAGGUCACUAUCGUCUCGUAUUUGUGUUUGCCUAACAGAAACCUCUGGGAAGGUUCAAUGAAAGUGUGAUUGUAUAAAACUAUAGGGAGACAGAGUGUGUUGCACAGUUGUCUCUCUACAGGACCCCUAGUGGGAGGGGAUUGGGGUUAUUUUACUACAUGUUGAAGUUUCGAUAUUUACCAGGGGAGACUAUUCAUAGUGAUAUCGAGCUGUCUGUGUAUGGGAACCUUGGGGGAGGCAAUAUGUCGUCAAAACACACUCAGAGAAAAUCAGGGAAUAAGUUAACUAAUAUUGUGUUGUCUCUUCUGUUUUGAUUUGGAUUUAACGUUUAUUAUUUAACUAGAAACCUGCAGGGAUAUUUGGUUUCUCAAAUAGUGAUGUAUUCGCAGUACAUGCUUCGCUUUCCCAAAUUACUUCAACCUGGAUAGG